AUGAGCCCUUCUGAAUCUCAGAUCCCAGCGAGAGCCUCCAGCGACCCUUAUUUCAAUUUAGGGACGUUUGGGCGCAAGGUUAGUACCAAUUGUGAGGAAGCCCAGAUAUGGUUCAAUCGAGGACUGGUUUGGACGUAUUGCUUCAAUCACGAUGAGGCUAUCACUUGUUACAGACAGGCAAUUGCUCAUGACGAGAACUGUGCUAUGGCUUAUUGGGGCAUAUCAUUCUGUUCCGGUUCAAACUAUAACAAGACAUGGGCAUUAUUUGACGAAAAAGAUCGUAUCAACGCGAUUGAGCAGUGUUACAUAUUUUCCCAAGAAGCGCUGAACCGGGCAUCAAAUGCCUCCGAUUGGGAAAGGGCCCUUAUCAUAGCUCUUGCAACACGGUACCCGAACGAUGAUCCAAAGCGAGAUCUUCUUGCAUGUAGCAAGGCAUAUGCUGAGUCUAUGAGAGAGGUAUACACAACCUUUGGUCAUCAAGAUUUUGAUAUCAUCACGCUAUUUGCUGAUGCUUUGAUGAAUUGUGCUCCACGAAAAUUAUACGACGCCUCGACGGGACUACCAAUAGCAUCUUCUCCGGUUUUUGAAGUGAAAGCACUGCUCGAACGGGCAUUGAAAAUGCCGGGAGUCGAAAGACAUCCAGGUCCCGCGCAUAUGUACAUCCACUUGAUGGAAAUGUCAGCAACUCCUGAGGCUUCUCUGCCUGCAGCUGAGAUGAUCCGCGAAAUAUUCCCUGAUACUGGCCAUACAUUUCAUAUGCCUGCACAUAUUGAUGUUCUCGUUGGUGAUUACCGACGUGCUGUGGAAUAUAAUUUGAAAGCAACCAUUGCCGAUGAUAAAUACUUCCAACAGAAUGGCGGGUUGACAUUCUACAGCUAUUAUCGCCUGCACGACUACCAUUCCCUUAUCUACGCCGCAAUGCUGGGUGGCAAAUCAAAGGCAGCAUUGUCAGCAACAGAUCGGAUGGAAGCUACUAUCACGGAAGAGAUCUUGCGGGUCGAGAUGCCCGCACUUGCAAACUGGAUGGAAUUUUUCAAGGCCGUCAGAGUUCAUGUGCUGAUUCGCUUCGGAAUGUGGGAAGAGCUCAAGAAACUCAAACCGCUGGAAGAUAAAGAGCUUUACUGUGUGACAAAUGUUAUGAGACACUAUGGGAAGGGAAUUGCUUUUGCAGCGACAUCGCAGCUGGAAGACGCUGAUAGAGAGCGAGAGCUAUUCAAAGAAGCAGCUAAACAUGUUCCGCCUACACGGCUCGACUUUCCCAACAAAAUCACCGAUAUACUCAAAGUAGCAUCUGCAAUGCUGGAUGGAGAAAUUGAGUAUAGAAGAGGUAAUUACGAGACUGCCUUCCGCCGAUUACGGGAUGCAAUUGUCUUGGAGGAUGACUUGCCUUUCGCAGAGCCAUGGGGGUGGAUGCUUCCUGCGCGGCAUGCAUAUGCAGCGCUCUCUUUGGAGCAGGGAGAAAUUGAGCAAGCUGCCCUUGCCUAUGCGGAGGAUUUGGGGCUCUAUCCUACGCCAAAACGUGCCCAUCAACAUCCAAACAACGUCUGGGCGCUUCAUGGCUACCAUGAAUGUCUUCAAAUUUUGGGUCGCCAUGCAGAGGCAAAUAUAAUCCAGAAACAAUUGUCCCUCGCACUCGUGGAGGCAGAUGUUGAAAUCACAUCUUCAUGUUUCUGUCGGCUCGGCAACCUUCCUUCAUGCAAAGUACGAGCCAAAAUGAACGGAUGCCACCACGGGCAGUCCGCGUGUCAAAAGUAA
Penicillium macrosclerotiorum is the source of this 1755-nucleotide messenger RNA. RefSeq names its product tetratricopeptide repeat protein. Gene Ontology annotation, molecular function: protein binding. The transcript has a single exon. Gene Ontology annotation, cellular component: intracellular anatomical structure. Bases 1 to 1755 code for a protein of 584 amino acids. The record is from RefSeq and is a predicted model, not a curated record. NCBI's taxonomy places the organism in Eukaryota, Fungi, Ascomycota, Eurotiomycetes, Eurotiales, Aspergillaceae.